Eucalyptus grandis is the source of this 723-nucleotide messenger RNA. RefSeq names its product glycosyl hydrolase 5 family protein-like. The transcript is spliced from 3 exons. NCBI's taxonomy places the organism in Eukaryota, Viridiplantae, Streptophyta, Magnoliopsida, Myrtales, Myrtaceae. The coding region runs from base 1 to 723 and encodes 240 amino acids. The record is from RefSeq and is a predicted model, not a curated record.
AUGAGCUCCGCCGCGCGCGACUGGUACCAGUACAUUCGCACUGCAGCGACCAAGGUCCACCGGGCCAACCCGAACGUGCUGGUCAUCCUCUCGGGCCUGACUUGGGCCUCAAUCUCGGCUUCCUGCGGAAGAGGCCCGUGGGCCUCCCUGGGGCCGCAAACCGGUCCAGAAUCCCACCGGUACUCGUUCAGAGGGGACCGGAAGAUCUGGGAGGUCCAGCCCGUGGACCGGGUCUGCACGACGCCGGGCAGAGGAUGGACGACCAAGUUGGGUUCCUCUCGAGCGGCCCCGGCGCGGCCCGCUGUUCCUAGGCCUGAAAAGACCUUCGGCGUGGUCGAUUUCAAUUGGGAUGGGCUCCGAAACCCAAAGUUUGGGGAGAGGUUUCAACAAGUGCAGACGACGAUUCAAGGGGUGGAGCCACUGCCGAGACGGCGGCCCGAUCAGGUUGAUGGGCACUCCUCUCUGCCUCAAGCCCUCGGCGAUGGGCUCCCGCCGGCGCUUUCCAACGACUGCUCGAGCCAGCGAAGCGCUUGGAGAUCAAUCUCCAACUCGAAGCUUCACGUAGCAGCCACGGAUGAACAUGGGAACCGCCUCUGCUGGGAGAAGAAGUCGAAUGAAUCUUCCUUGGUCUUGACCAGGAAGUGCAUCUGCGUUGAUGAUGAUUCUGGGUGCAUGGAGAAUCCACAGGGCCAGUGGUUCAAGUUCGUGCCCACGAAUACGUGA